This is a messenger RNA of Eurytemora carolleeae, 1088 nucleotides long. RefSeq names its product derlin-2. Gene Ontology annotation, cellular component: endoplasmic reticulum membrane; Hrd1p ubiquitin ligase ERAD-L complex. Gene Ontology annotation, molecular function: ubiquitin-specific protease binding; misfolded protein binding. Bases 137 to 1009 code for a protein of 290 amino acids. Gene Ontology annotation, biological process: endoplasmic reticulum unfolded protein response. NCBI's taxonomy places the organism in Eukaryota, Metazoa, Arthropoda, Copepoda, Calanoida, Temoridae. The transcript has 11 exons. The record is from RefSeq and is a predicted model, not a curated record.
GAGCCCAAAAUGUUCGAUCGAAUCGUCAAAAAAACCGUAAAGAAACAAUAUAAUUCGACGUUAACACAACUAGUUAAUAUUAAAAACAAGUUUUGAGAUAGAUAGCUGGAAAAUCUUUAAUUUUAAAACUGAUAAAAUGGCGAAUUUUCAAACAAUGGCUCUUCAGGCCUACCUGGAGAUGCCACCUGUAACCCGUGUUUACACAACAGCAUGUGUCAUGACAACAAUUGCAGUGAAACUUGAAGUAGUUUCCCCUUUCCAGCUCUACUUUAAUCCUCUUCUUAUAAUCAAACAGUAUCAGGUUUGGAGGCUGAUAACCCCGUUCUUGUUCUUUGGAAACUUUGGAUUCAACUUCUUCUUCAAUAUGAUAUUCACAUACAGAUACUGUAGGAUGCUAGAGGAAGUCAGUUUUCGUGGAAAAUCCGCGGAUUUUGUUAUGAUGUUUCUUUUUGGAGCUGUCAACAUGAUCAUAUCAGCCUUCUUCGUCAAUCUUCUAUUUUUAGGACAGGCAUUUACUAUAAUGUUGGUUUAUGUAUGGGCCAGAAGAAAUCCGUUUGUUAGGAUGAAUUUCUUCGGACUGAUGACCUUCAAUGCCCCUUAUCUACCCUGGGUUCUAUUGGGCUUCUCUCUUCUGCUUGGCAACUCUAUAUCCGUUGAUAUUCUAGGAAUGGUGAUAGGGCAUAUUUACUACUUCCUGGAGGAUAUAUUUCCUAAUAAGCCUGGAGGAAGGAGACUGAUCAAAACACCACAGUUCCUUAAGAACCUCUGCGAUCCAGUUACUGAGGAUCCAACAUACGUUCCCGCUCCCGAGGAUAGGCCAGGGGGAUUCAAUUGGGGAGGAGGAGAAGGAGCAGGAGGUGUACAGGGAGAAGGUGGAGCUGAAGGGCUAGGUCUGCAGGGAGCUGAGGGGGCUGUAGGUGGGGCAACUAGAGUUGAAACAGAAGAAGAAGAUUAUGACGAAGAACAGACCCCGAACAGGGAUGGAGCACUAAAUCCGCACGAAGAUUGAAGCUUGAAGCACAAAACCUAUUCCUCCCAAAAACCUGUUCAAGAAAACAUAUUUUUCUAGUUUUUAAUGAUUAUUCGUG